Messenger RNA from Trypanosoma rangeli, 1950 nucleotides. RefSeq lists its product as uncharacterized. NCBI's taxonomy places the organism in Eukaryota, Euglenozoa, Kinetoplastea, Trypanosomatida, Trypanosomatidae. The transcript has a single exon. The record is from RefSeq and is a predicted model, not a curated record. Bases 1 to 1950 code for a protein of 649 amino acids.
AUGGCCACGGAGAAUACCGUAGCGCAGGUGUACGAGUACUUGAAGCAUGCGGUCGCUGCUGACACUUCCAAAACUGCCGUCCCAGCAACGUCGGUACGGAAGUAUGUUGGCUCACUUGACGAGCAUAGCAUGUUUCACGGUGAAGGUGUCCUUUAUUCUGCGAUGGGAUUCCGCUACGAAGGGAAUUUUGUCCAUGGAAGCAUGGAAGGCGAAGGCCAAAUUGUGUGGAAUAAUGGUAUAUCGUACCAAGGUGAAUUUCACGACAAUUCCCCAAAUGGGAAGGGCAUCUUCACCUGGUCUAAUGGGGACAAGUACGUUGGGGAUGUAAAAAACGGUGUGCGGCACGGCAACGGGGAGAUGUCAACGGCUCGGGGAUUAUAUACUGGCUUCUGGGUCUCGGGUAAGCGGCACGGCAAGGGGCAUCAGACGUACGGUGGUGAAUCUUUCUAUGACGGAGAAUGGGCAGGCGACAAGCGCCAUGGAAGGGGCAAAUUGGUGUACCCCAACGGUGAUGUAUACGACGGCGGGUGGGAGAAGGGACGUCGAGAUGGCUUUGGGGUCAUGGGGUGGAAGUUUGGCACAGCACAUUACUUAGAGGUGUAUGAGGGGCACUGGAGUGAUGAUAUCCCUCAAGGGCAUGGGCGUUCCACUUACGUGCUGCACUUAGACCCAGAUAACGCGCCAGCGGAUAUUGAUACCCCGGUAAACUAUUCCCCUCCCAUUUCCUCCGUUGUCAACGUUUAUGAAGGCGAGUUUGUGCAGGGGAUGCGACACGGCUUUGGUGUCUUCUACUACGCAGACGGAGGCACCUACGAGGGCGAGUGGUGUCGUGGAAAUAAGGAGGGCCAUGGAAAGUGCAAAAUGAGCGUGGGGGCCUCGUACUAUGGCAUCUUCCGUGGCAAUGAGGCCGAGCAGAUUUUCAAGGACGCGGAAACCCCAGCAACUCUACCAAGCAUUGCGUUAGAUGACUUUUUUGGCAUCUCAGACAAGUCGCUUGAGGAGACCAAGACAUCUAUGAGGAUGCUCUUGGUGCGCUUUAACAAGACUCUUAGGAAUUGGUUUGACACUUACAGCGGAAAGUUUGACAACGUGAAGCUUCUCACAACGAAGCCCAAUUGGUGGCAGCACCGCUUUCCGGGCCAUAUAUGCAUCCCUCAGUACCUCCGCAUGUUGAAUGACGCCCACAUUAUCAAUGGUCGUGUGAGCAUCUACGACGUGAUGAAAUGCGUGCUGCUGACUAUUGAGAAGGAGGUUGAGGUCGAGGCCUAUGAUGCGGCGCCACACAGUCCGUGGGGUGAAAGGAUGCAUGCACUUCAGGAGUCUUUAUUGAGGCUUGAGGGUAAUCUCAACUACCGACAAUUUGUGGAGUCUCUUGUGCGCCUGUCUGCCAUCGCAUGUGUCGGCUUCAACGUCACCGAGCUUGCGCAGCGCUUUGCGAUGCUGAUGGAAGGAUCACUCACACAGGGACAACGCACAAGUGAGCCACUGUGUCCCCUUACAAGGGAGCAUGAGGUACAGCUUUUGCCACUUUUGCCCUCCUUGGAAGCACUUUUUCUGCGAAUAGGAACCGAGGCCAAGACGCAGCCGCGUGGCACGUUUGUUCUUUUGUCGGUUCGCAAUUUUAUUAUGUUUUUUCGCACCAUGUUCAAUAACCAUGGAAUUAGUUUAAUUCAUGUUGUGAAUUGUUUAUUUCCCUUCGAUCGAUUCAAGACUCCAGGCGUGGUACCCACCGUUGUCUGCUCGCCACGUAACGCGCUGGGAUUUUCAAUGUACGAAAGGAGCUGCGGGUCCCAAGGGGAGCUGGCUGCUGUGGUAGUGGCGUCUGAACGACUGCUGACGUUUGUUGAGUUUGUGGAGGCGGUGUUGGGCGCCCUGUGCCUCGUCGGCGUGACGGACGAAAAAGACAUGUUUGAGAAGCUGCAGGAGAUACUUGUGGCAAAGUCUUCAUGA